CACAGCAACCCACAGCAACUCUUCCUCUUCGCGCUGUUUUGUUUCCUUUUGGAAAAAAUCUAUUGUCGCAGCGAAGUGCAGUAAAAACAAACAAAAUGCAAGGAGUUGGUGCGAAUUCACAGGAGCUUAACACUUUGCCGGUGACUACAUUUCAAUCGGAUGAUCUUCUCGAAAAGCUGAAAAUGCUGAACUAUGAGAAACACCUUUUGAAUGAAUUCAAGAUGAAGCCGCUGUCGCGUUUCUACUUUGUCAAAUCGUUUAAUCCAGGCGAGCAAUUUUUCAUGUUUACGCUCAUCUGCUGGUGGUUGUGUCGAAAGCUGGGCAAAGACAUGGAAAGACCACAAGAAUUCGAUGACCCCAACACAGUGAUUGCCAAAAUUGUGCAAGUGCUGGGUGAAAUGGAUGUGCCCGUUGACUUUCCACCUAACAAAUUAAUUCGUGGCGCUGGCCCCAUUUGCUUGACAGUUUUGGACAUUCUCGCAACACAAGCAACCAAAGUGGCGCAGAUCACCUACAAUCGCCCGCACAUAGCGCAGGAGGAUGAGGUGGCCACCGACUAUUUAGAGGAUAAUGCCGAAAUUAUAUUGGAAAAACUGGAGGAUGAACAGAAUGCCGCACUAAGCGACGAUAGCGAUAUGGAAGUUAAUAGUGGUGGUGGUUUUAAAAAUCUCAACUGGAUAAAUCGUGCUCGGCGAUCGGAGCGCAAUCACAAUAUCGAUUUACCAGAUGAUGACUCGGCGGCGGAGCAGUUUACUGAUCAGCAACAGUGGCGGCAGGAGUUUGAGCGUGUGCUGCCACAUUUGAAGGUUUACGUUAAAGCGGAUGCACGCGAUUGGCGUACACAUUUUAGUCAAAUCGAGACACUGAAGGCAAGCAUCGAAGAGUGCUCCGAGGAUACCCAAGCCCAGUUGAAGAAGUUACACAGCGAGUUUACUUUCAGUCUGGAGAAGAUCGAAAGCCGUGAGAAGCAUUUGAAUAAUGAGUUGCAGUCAUAUGUGGGCCAAUUUAAGGAAAUCUCAGUUGAGUUGUCCAAUGUGCAGCAUGCACAAACACAGGUACAGACCGACACAGAGACGCUGAUGUCGCAACUGAGUGCUGUGGUGCAAGAAAAUGACAUCAAGAAAAGUGAAAUGGAGCGACGCGGACAAUCCAUGUCGGAUGGUAGCUCUGUGGUGAACAUCAAGAAAGCUAUUAGCAAGUUGAAAGAAGACACGGCACAGUUAAAUUUGGAAGUUGCGCUGUUGGUGCAUGGCAUUGAUCAGGAUAUCCUGCGUCAGGCGGGUAGUUUUGCUGAAGUUGACUCCGGCAAUGAGUCGGCCUCUGUGAAGGCUUUUUAAAAG
Molecule: messenger RNA, 1340 nt
Organism: Anastrepha obliqua
Lineage: Eukaryota; Metazoa; Arthropoda; Insecta; Diptera; Tephritidae
Gene: IFT57
Product: intraflagellar transport protein 57 homolog
Exons: 5
Coding region: 96-1337 (413 amino acids)
Biological process (GO): non-motile cilium assembly; intraciliary transport
Cellular component (GO): centrosome; intraciliary transport particle B; Golgi apparatus
Source: RefSeq, a predicted model, not a curated record